Molecule: messenger RNA, 1184 nt
Organism: Amphimedon queenslandica
Lineage: Eukaryota; Metazoa; Porifera; Demospongiae; Haplosclerida; Niphatidae
Exons: 5
Source: RefSeq, a predicted model, not a curated record
CCAGCAGAGUUAUGAUAUUUAUAAAUAUGGUCUACCCACAUUGCAGCUAUUAGCUGCUGCUGUUGAAGAGAUGGGAUUGAGCGCUGUAGCUUCUGGAAUCAAUCAGGGAAGCACUCCACAGUCAAAAAUACAAUCACCAAAAGAAAUUGAGCAUAUCAUUGAAGUAUAUUCUUCUAAUUAUAUUAAAAAUCUAAGGGCAAAUUUUGCAUUAUUUAUGGCUGAUCUCCUUGGCCAACUUUCAGAACAUAUAACAAAUGGUGUGAUAAAGCUUAUUCGAUUGGCACGAUUUAUGACAUCUCUAACUGAGGUUGCAGAUCUAGAAGCUGUGGUUACCGUUGAUAAAUUGUUUUAUAUGAUUAAUGGACACUUCUCUUAUCUCAAUUACGAAUACAUAGAAUUUGUUGUUAAGAAUUUUCUAACUGAUGAGGACCAGGACUUGAAGGGUAGAAUGGAAACAUAUGUAAAGGAUCUUGAAAAUUUUAAAACAAGCAUAAAGCUAAGACAACUUAAAAAAGCUUUAGAUGAUGUACGUUCAACACAUUCGCAUUCAUCUUGCAAAGUUUUCAUCAAGUUAGUAGGUGAAUGGGAAAAUGAACCUCUUGCUAGACUUGAAGAUUUUUUGAAACAUUACUUUAAAAAAGAUUCCAUUUUCAAUUUGAGCAGUGUCACAGACGGAUGCUUAAGUGUGACAUUCCUAGUUCCUCUCUCUUUUUCUCAGUAUCUUAUUGAUACUGCAACUCCACAACUGAAGUCCAUGUCUCGUGUUGGUGUACUUCAGCUGAUGAUAAAUGAUGUUGUACUUCUUGAUGAAAAAGAUGAUGUCAAUCUUAAUGAGUCGCUAACUGAAGCAGUGAAAAUAGAUGAUACAUUUGAAGUGUCACUGUUGCUGUCAUUGGGAGCUGAUCCAUGCUAUGAAAAUAGUAAUGGAGACAAAGUACUGGAGUUAGCAUUACAGGGAGGAUAUGAAGAAAUAAUAGAAUUAAUAUCAAUAGCUACAGAUACACAAGUUAUGGAAUUAGAAAGUCAAGAAGAGUUAACUGAGAAGGAAGAUAAUAAAGAAACUAGCAAUAAUGGCACAGAUGAAGAAUUGGAAGUAAUUAUUCAAAGAUUAGAGGACUCUUGUGCUGAACUUGAGAGGUCAUUAGUUGUUAGUGAAAAGAAGAUGGAUGAGCUACAAUUACAAA